GAGGACUGGGUCUUGUGCAGAGUAUUCCACAAAAGCAAAGCAGAAGAUCACAACACAAAAUUCAACCCAGAAUUCAUGUUUGAGACCAAAAGUAAUAACGGCACUAUGAAUUUAGCAGCAUCGCCGUUAACUGAUCAGCAAACUCAGCCUUGCGGGUACCAACAAAUGACAUCACUAUCAUCAACCCCAACCCAUCAAAACCAAGACCAACAAAGCUCUUUGCUAAACCUUCUCCAGCUAUCUCAGGACAGGAACGCCAACCCCAAUAUCACCAGUACUGACAUCAGCUCCAAAGCUGUUGAUGAUUAUGCCUUCUUAUGGGAUGACAUGAACUUGGAAGAAACUAGCUUGGGAGAUGGGGUUGUGGCUUCAAAUUUGGAAGAUAUGAGAUUUGAGAUCGACCAUAACAGUAUGCUCUCACGUGAUGAUACUUGCUCUCACGAUGACCUCCAACCUCCCAUUUCGCCUUUCCCUCAAGAUUCCGCCCCCAAAUAUGAAUUUUCCAACAAGCUUCGCUCACAGAGUAGCUUAAAUAGUGUAUGCAUUGAACCUGUAAAGUUUGUCAUGCGUGGAUUGGCAAAAUGUAUGGACUUCUUGCAAGAAAUUUCAAAAGAAGUUGAGAAAUUUUGCAUGGGUGUGUUCAAACUUCCGUGUGAUGUGAGAGGUGAGCGGGUUCUUGCUUUUCAGCAGAUACAUAUACUGGCCCGGAGGUCUUGGACCGUAAAAGCUUCUAGGUUUUUGUGGGACACAGAGUUGCGGAUUGGGGGUGAAGUCUGUCAAGCAACUGAGGCAAUCAAGCUAAAGACUAGUAAUUAA
This is a messenger RNA of Dovyalis caffra, 816 nucleotides long. The record is from the annotation of a GenBank genome assembly. NCBI's taxonomy places the organism in Eukaryota, Viridiplantae, Streptophyta, Magnoliopsida, Malpighiales, Salicaceae.